Messenger RNA from Salvia hispanica, 1649 nucleotides. RefSeq lists its product as uncharacterized. The record is from RefSeq and is a predicted model, not a curated record. Gene Ontology annotation, biological process: Golgi vesicle transport. Lineage: Eukaryota; Viridiplantae; Streptophyta; Magnoliopsida; Lamiales; Lamiaceae. Gene Ontology annotation, cellular component: membrane.
AGCGUUUCUUCAGAUGCAUUGCAAUAGAAAAUUCCUCUUUUUCCCGCAGCUGUAGCUUCACGAAACCAUAAUUAAUCUGCCGAAUCCAGAUAAAAGGCCGCCGUUUUCCCACGAUUCUGUUCAAUUAUUUCUCAAUUUUAGAACUUUUUGUCCGGUUGGUUAUAGGGACACUGAUUGAUCUGCGCCAGCUAGGUAUUUGCUGUUCUUGAUUUCUGGGCAUCUUUUAUGUGCGCUUUUUGGCUCCAAUUUGUGGAUUCAAUCUAAGGGUCUGUAUUUUUGGGAGCCAAAAUGACCUCAACCUUUGAUAGAUGGGAAAAAGAUCCGUUUUUCUCUGCUGCAGAGGACGUUCAGGAAUCUUCGGACAGGAUGGAAUCAACAUAUAGAACAUGGAUUCAUGCGAUCAAGGAGACCUCGGGUUCUUGGAAUUUGGAUGAGCUUCGGAGAGAUCUUCAGACAACCCUUGGCACAACCAAGUGGCAGUUGGAAGAAUUCGGACGUGCUGUAAGAUCGAGCUACUCAGGUAGUAGCUCGGCUGAUGAUGCAAGGGAUAGGCAUCGGAGUUUCAUUUUCGCAAUAGAGAAUCAAAUAAAAAAAGUUGAAACAUCUUUGAGUGGAUCAACAGUACGACAAGGCAAGCCACCAGUGCCUUGGGUGCGGUUGGAUGAAGGGGAACGGGACGAGCUCGCCAUGUUUCUUUCAGGACAGUCAUCGUCUUCCCCAAAUAAACUCUUUGGAAAGCAUCGUGCUGGCCCUAUGGCGCAGGGGCAGGAAAUUUCGCGUGAGGGUGAUCAACAAGUGAAUAAUGAGUGUUCGCGGAGUUCAUCUCAUUUGGUUGAAUUGGCUCAAGUAGACGGUAAGGGGGACAAGUUUUCAGGUCAUCGGAGGGCAGCUAGUGCAAGUGCAGACAUUGGCACAUGGAAGAUUGUUGUAGCUGAUGAUGUUCUGCACAAUCCAUCCAGUGCAAAGCCUGAUACUCCUCACCGAAAGAUACCUAGUUUUUCGGGAUUGUUAGAUACCAUGGAAUCAUCCAUGUCACAAUUGAAUUGGUCAAAGAACGGUUACAAGAAACUUAAGGUUACAGAUGGGCCUCAGGAGGCUGGUGUUACAUUACCUAGAGCCCCGAAUUUGACUAAAGGCAUUACUACGUGCUAUGAGAAGAGUAAAAGUUGCCUUGAAGGUUGCAGUGAUUAUGAAAAACAAUGGUAUGGUUGGUACGGUAGUAUCCAUAGACAACUUCAGAGAUCCCAAUAUCAUGUGCAAUAUAGUCGGCCAGUCCAAUUUGUUUUCUCCGUCAUUCUCAUACUCUGCUUACUUGUUUUAUUGGCUUUGCGUUCAAUCUGAGGAGGAGCCUUGUUUCUCCAUUCUUAUUCAGUUUUCAUCUGUGGAAAACGUCAGAGAGUUGGCGAUGGCUUCACCUGUGCUAAACAGAUGAUAGACUGCAUUCAUUGAACUAUUCUGAUCAGAAUUGUAAUUUAGUAGUAGCAUUCAUGAUUCUGGCAACACCAGAAGCAGUCUCACUACCCAGUUUUGUUUCUCCGUGUUGUAGCCGACAGGGCUUGUUGUAUAAUUGUAUUUUUGGAGCUGCUGCUGCUGUUUCAUUGUUUCGUGUAUUGAACACGAGUUGUAAAUAAAUUUUUGUGAUUUCUGUA